Molecule: messenger RNA, 2977 nt
Organism: Erpetoichthys calabaricus (reedfish)
Lineage: Eukaryota; Metazoa; Chordata; Cladistia; Polypteriformes; Polypteridae
Gene: lrit3b
Product: leucine-rich repeat, immunoglobulin-like and transmembrane domains 3b
Exons: 4
Coding region: 196-2148 (650 amino acids)
Molecular function (GO): protein binding
Source: RefSeq, a predicted model, not a curated record
GCACCACACGGCCCAGCCCAGCGCUUCAAUCUGCUUAUGGCGUCCUGCACGGCUAAUUGUGAAGGUUACCUGACCCGACGAGCUCCGCUAAUCUGCGGCUAAUCCCAGCCUGCUGCGCAGCCAUGAAGCACACGGCACAAGAGCUCCGCUGGACUCCUCCGAGGCGUCUCGUGCCCGCCGUCCCACACACUGGCCAUGUCUCCCGGUCUCGGCUUUCUCCUCCUGUGGGCUCUGACGCGGGUCUCGGCGUUCUGUCCUUCUCAGUGCACCUGCAUCUACCACGGGCGGAGCGACGGCACGGGCACCAGAUCAGUGCUCUGUAAUGACCCCGACAUGUCAGACAUCCCAGUCAACGUCCCUGUGGACACGGUGAAGCUGCGGGUGGAGAAGACGGUGGUGCGGCGGAUUCCCACAGAGGCCUUUUACUACCUGGUGGAUCUACGGUAUCUCUGGAUUACGUACAAUUCCAUCUCCACCGUGGACAGCAGCAGCUUCUAUAACCUCAAGGUGCUCCACGAGCUGCGCCUGGAUGGCAACCUGCUGUCCACCUUCCCGUGGGAGGCCAUGCAGGAGAUGCCCAGCCUGCGCACUUUGGACUUGCACAACAACCGGCUGUCAACAAUCCCGGCCGAGGCGGGCCGCUAUCUCAGGAACAUCACCUAUUUGGAUAUUUCGAGCAACAAACUCACAACUCUGCCAUCAGACUUGAUGGACAUCUGGCCACCAUUUUCUGGAAUUGUGAAUACUAACCUGGGUCUGCUGCCUCAGCGAGUCAUACUAGGUCUGCAAGACAACCCCUGGUUUUGUGACUGUCGAAUAUCAAAGCUGAUUGAACUUUCCAAAAUCUAUGAGGCUUCUGUUGUCCUUCUGGAUCCCCUCUUGGCUUGCAGUGGCCCGGAGAACUUAUCUGGGGUUCUGUUCCAGAAAGCAGAACUCGAGCAGUGCCUCAAACCGUCUGUGAUGACCUCAGCAACGAAGAUUACGUCUCCACUGGGCAGCAAUGUUCUGCUGCGCUGCGAUGCCACUGGCUAUCCGACUCCCAUUCUGAUCUGGACCCGAUCUGAUGGAUCGCCCGUUAACAAUACAGUUGUUCAAGAGUCUCCUGGAGAGGGUAUAAGGUGGUCCAUCAUAAGCCUCAAUGGAAUUCUAUACAAAGAUGCUGGUGAAUAUCGAUGCAAAGCAAAAAAUCUGGCUGGGACAUCUGAAGCGUCUAUCACACUGACAGUAGUUGGGGUCGUGACAACCACUGCCUCCCCAAUGAAAUUUACAAAAAGGCCUGGCACAGAGCCCAGCAAUGUCAUGCAGGUGAAAACAGAGCUGCCCACAGAGAGGAUAACGAUGGCAUCUCCCACUACUUUCACUGCCGCCACCCUUAGUGAGCUCCUCAACAGGAAGCUUUCAGUGAAUGCUCCAUCAAAACCAUCGGCCGAGGCUAAGAGGCCUGUGAAGGAGCAGCCUGCCGUCACCAACAGGCGGGUUCAGCAAGAAACUGGUGGCAAAAAAGAGGCAGAGGCCUCAAACAACACAACCUUGUCAGCCGCCAUCCAGAAGGUCACCAUUAAAAAUGUACAGGUAGUGGACCAGACAGAGCGCAGUGCUGUACUGACGUGGAAGGCGCCAGAUUCUCCAGUGGGCAUCGCCCUUAAUGUGGUGUACUCCACUUACGGAGAGAAGGACAAGCAAACCAUUACAACCGACAUUGGAAAAAGCGCGGUGUUCAUCAAUGGUCUGACACCCAGUACCAAAUACACAGCGUGUGUAAGUCCAAAAGGAACGCAGCCAAGGAAGGACCACUGCGUCGUCUUCACCACCUUAGAGGAGGCUGCUGCCAGCAGCCAGGCACAGCUGCUGAUUAUUGGCAGUGGCAUCGCCUGCGCGGUGGCCCUACCACUCAUCAUUCUCCUGCUGUAUAAAGUUUUGAAGCUCUAUUGCAAGAAGGGGAACUCAGCGGACGAGGACCUUGCCAAGGAGACCUACGUCAAGUUUGAGACUUUAUCUCUCAAGCAGCGGACAAUUGGAGCGACGGGAGACCUCUGGGCUCGGAGGAGCACCGCUGAAUCGGAGAGAAUGCUCUUGUGUUCGAGAUCGAGCAUUGACUCUCAGAUGACCUUCAAAAGUGACAUGUCACGACCAGAGUACCUGUGCUAGCUGUUGGCAAUGACAUGGCAGACAGGCAGGGGAGGGUGACCCUAAGGGGCACACAUCAGGAAUGCACCCUCCAGUAUUUAUGAUGUCGACUCUGGAGAUCAUGGCACAUCUCCAACCAAUGAGCCUGAGGAAAUGAAAGAAAAAUCAAAGACAAAAGGAUCACAAAAGGUAUCAUUUAUACAAAGGUACCAAAAUAAAACAACUCGAUCAAAGUGAAUCUCGUCCACACACCUGCAGAGUAUUUCACUUCAAGAAACCGACCUUGGUAGUGUAUGUUAACAUUUAUUCCAUUUUUCCAGGAGAUGAUCUUGGACACAAUGUGCAAAAUGACGACUGUUUGUUUGUUUUUCCAUUUACUGCGUGAUUUUGCUUUUUUUACUUGAUACUUUAUAAGUUUGUUAAAUGGUAAUUAUUUUAGAUGAUUCUGCAUUUGACCGAUUCAGAAACAUGUAGGUAUCUUACACAAUGAGACAUCUCGUAUAUUUUGAUUAUUUUGUAUGAAGGACAUUAUUUAAACCUCCUAAAAGUAUGUGAAUUGGAUGACAGGCACAAACAGAGCCAAGAAACAAGAAACUCUACAGUGGCAGUGGCAAUGUAAAUACGUGUUUCAGUGUAGGAAUAUGGGCACCAUUUGGAAGGGGGCAUGCUCUGUAUGGGCAGGGUGCUUCAAAAAGUCAUAGGCAGGAGUGCCAGCACAGAUAACAGGAUUGCAGCCUAGGUGGAAGCCAUGGUGUUCCCCAUGAGAAAGAGAAUGAGGCCUGAUGGAGAACAAUUAGAGGUGGCAACACCUUGUGACCACUAGAGAGCACAUGUCCAUGAGCGGUCUCGG